Sphaeroforma arctica JP610 is the source of this 192-nucleotide messenger RNA. RefSeq lists its product as hypothetical. The annotation marks the transcript as partial. The transcript has a single exon. The record is from RefSeq and is a predicted model, not a curated record. NCBI's taxonomy places the organism in Eukaryota, Ichthyosporea, Ichthyophonida.
AUGGCGUUGGCGGCCCGAGUUAUCCUACCCACAAACCCUCAAAGUGGACCGGAAGCAGGUACCAAUAACUGUAGCAUAGUGGCUGCGGACAACACCCACACGGACACUCCACAGGGAAAGCAACUCGACGAAGGGGUCUAUGGGGGGCCUAGUAAUGGGUCUCUGCUCGUGCUUAUACUGGGAUAUGUGAUG